AUGAAUAGAGUAGCAUCAGCUAGUAAUUUGUCGAAACCUGUUGUGGUAACUAAAUGGAUAUAUAUUUUAUUCGGACUACUUAUCUUGUUUACAAUAACAACUAUUGCCCUUACGGGGGCCAUCUUAGGUGUAGUUAUUAAUCGUUUAGAUUCGAAGAAUACAAGUUCUCCUCCUACUAGUGAAUCACUUUCAUUUGUUGACCAAAUAAAAAUUGAGGAUCUAAUGAAACAUUUAGAACAACUUCAAGUUAUUGCUGAUCGAUAUAGUGGAACACGUGCAAUAGCAACAGGAGGAUUCAAUGAUACGCUAGACUAUAUUACAAGUCAACUCGAACAAAAUACAAACUUCAGUAUUCAACAUUGGUAUUUCACAGUUCGAAAUUAUAUCAUUCGAGGAACACCACAAUUACAAUCACGAAUUAAUGGAGUUAUGACAGACCAUGUUUAUUUGACAGAUUUUGCUCAGAUUUUGUUUUCAGCUGGUGCUAAUUUUAAUACGUUCGUUCAAGUAGUUCCUAUUCCAAAUUUAGGUUGUCGAGAUGCUGAUUGGACCAGUGUUUCAACAGUCGAUUCAGUUGCUUUAGUCAAACGAGGUGAUUGUUCAUAUUUAGAGAAGUCUAUAUUAGCUGAAAAGUAUCGUGUAAGAGGAUUACUUAUUUACAAUGAUGGAACAGCACCAGAUCGUUUUCAAACAAUACAAGGAGUGAGAAAUAAUUUGAAUACCACUAUUCCGGCCUACUUUCUAUCGUAUUAUGUUGGAAUGCAGUUGUUCAAUGCAGCAGGCAAUGCUGAUGUGAUUAUGAAUAUCAAUAUCAGUGAUGCAAAUGGCAUUGGAAAUAUUUGUGCUGAUACACAAACAGGAGAUAAAACUAAAACAAUUGUUGUUGGUGCUCAUAGUGAUGGAGUACCAGCAGGAAGUGGAAUCAAUGAUAAUGGUAGUGGUACAAUUGGUAUUUUAAUUUUAGCUCUUAAUUUAGCUCGUUUAUUUCAAACAUCUUCAUCGAAUUAUUCGCCGUAUCAAUAUCGUAUUCGAUUUUGUUGGUGGGGUGCUGAAGAAAUUGGUCUUAUUGGUUCUAGAUAUCAUGUUGAACAGGCUUCUUUACCAAGCACUACUAUUGUAGGUGAACGUUUACAAGAUUAUCUUGUUAAUUUAAAUUAUGAUAUGUUAGCCGGUCCUAACUAUCGUUUUGGUAUUCAUGAUAGUUCAACAGCUCCAUCAACAACACCCGAAACAGCUCUACAUGGUACUCGUCAAAUUACGGAUCUCUUUCGUCAAUGGUUUAAUCAACAAAAACUUCCUUGGAGUAAUUCUUCACUCGGAGGUGGUAGUGAUUAUGUUCCAUUUUUGGCUGCAGGCUUAGCAGUCGGUGGAGUCAACACUGGAGCUGGAGGGAUUAAACCAGUUAGUGAACGAGAUCAAUAUGCAGCAAUAUUAGGAAUAGGAAACGGUGGAAUAGCUAAUGCUGCCCAUGAUACAUGUUACCAUCAACAAUGUGAUAGAAUUAGAAAUAUUAAUCCGUUUGCAUACGAGAAAGUUGUUAAAUCAGCUGCUCAUGCUAUUGAAUAUCUUGGAAGAUUGAAUGAUUUAGAAAAAUGGCUUUAUCCACAAGGUCGACCAAAGAACUUUACACUGCUCAACACAAAUCAAUUAUAUAAUUUUCAUAAUGAUCCUGAUCUUAUUUGA
Messenger RNA from Rotaria sordida, 1683 nucleotides. Lineage: Eukaryota; Metazoa; Rotifera; Eurotatoria; Philodinida; Philodinidae. The record is from the annotation of a GenBank genome assembly.